AUGGGAUUUUUCAAGAGCCGCUCGGAGGCUGUGUCAGCUUAUCCUCCCCCCCUGGAGGAUGAAGAGGCCCUCAAUCUGGUGGUCGACUGGACCAAAGAGGAAGAGUCCAAGGCCAAGCGCAAAUUGGAUUUUAUUAUUAUGCCCCUCUUGACACUUGGGUUUUUCUGUCUUCAGCUCGACCGUGGCAACAUCGCCAAUGCAAUCACAGACAAGUUCAUGGAGGAUGUCGGCGUCACACAGAACGAGUUCAACAUUGGCCAGCAGAUGCUGUCGCUGGGCAUCGUGCUCUUUGAGAUCCCAUCCAAUAUGAUCCUGUACCGUGUUGGCCCUGGAAAGUGGCUUACUCUGCAGCUCUUCCUGUUCGGCUUCGUCUCUACCUUCCAGGCUUUCCAGAACAGCUACGGCUCCUUCAUCGCGACCCGAUUCCUGCUCGGAAUCACAGAGUCUGGCUUCAUCCCCGGAGGUCUGUGGACGCUUUCAACCUGGUACACGCGUAACGAGACCGCCAAGCGUGUCAUGUUCUUCUACUUCGGAAACCAGUUCGGCCAGGCCUCUUCCAAGCUGCUCGCCUACGGCAUUCUUCAUAUGCGCGGCGUCGCUGAUAAGGCUGGUUGGUUCUGGCUGUUCGUUCUCAUGGGCGGUUUCACCAUCUUCAGCGGCUUCAUCCUCGGUUUCUGCCUUCCCGAUUCCUUCAAGAACCCGCGCAGUACCUUCUUGCCCGGCUUUAGCUGGUUCAACGAGAGGGAGCUGCACAUCCUCAAGACCCGUGUCCUGCUUGAUGACCCCAUGAAGGGAAAGAAGAAGAAGAAGAUUGGACUUGGUGCAUUCAAGAAAGCUUUCUCCAACUGGCGCCUCUGGAUCCACGUCAUCAUCACACUCUCCAACAACGGUCCUCAGCGUGCUUUUGACACAUACUCGCCCACAAUUGUCAAGGGUUUUGGGUUUGAAGGUCUGACUAGCAACGCUCUCGCCUCCGUCGGUCUGUUUCUUCAGAUUCCGGUGUCCUGGGGCUUCAGUUAUGUUUCCGAUCACUUCAACAAGCGUGGUGAGACUGUCAUGGCUGGCAUGAGCAUGCAUCUCCUCGGUUACGUCUUCAACCGAAUCUUCACCGAGAUCGACCUUCGCGGCGUCCGAUACUUUGGUGUGGUCUGGACUCAGACGUUCGGCACUUUCAGUCACCCUCUCAACAUCGCCUGGAUGUCGCUCACAUGCAAUGACUCUGAGGAGCGAGCUCUGGCUAUGGCUAUGGUUAUCAUGGGAGCAAACAUCGCAGGUAUUUACGGCGCCCAGAUUUUCCGCAGCGAAGACGCCCCCAGAUACCGCCGUGGUUUCGGAAUCAACAUUGCCGUUCUGACCGUUGGUCUCUCAAUGGCCAUCCUCCGAUUCGUCGACGACAAGUUUUGGCGAAAGCGGGCUCCUAUUGAGGAGGUUGAGCGCGAAGAGUCUCGAUCCAGCGAUGAUCGCAUUCCCAGCGAGAAAGGGGCGAUUGCAGCCGAGGACACCAAGGAGAUCUCCGACAAUGGGAAGCAGCCCCAGCAGCCUCUUGGACCCAAGGUCUUCUGA
Messenger RNA from Clonostachys solani, 1563 nucleotides. The record is from the annotation of a GenBank genome assembly. NCBI's taxonomy places the organism in Eukaryota, Fungi, Ascomycota, Sordariomycetes, Hypocreales, Bionectriaceae.